AGUCUUGCUAAGUCGAUCUAAGUGGCAUAUUGGCUGGUCACGGCUUGUGCCAUGGCCCUGGCGCGCUGUUUGUUCCGUGGCCCUGCCAUGGCCGAUACAGCCGUCCGGUGGCUAUCCACCUCUGCCGGCACCGGGGUGGUGGUGGGCUUCGGGCGUCAGGGGUGGCCAUUGGUGCGGCUCGGGGAGCAGCAGCUGGGUCCCGUGGACCCUGGAGAUGUCGUGGUGAUGCGCGGCCAGACUUUGAGAUUGGACCAGCAGGAGGGGCAGUGGCGGAUUUUGGAGGUCUUGGAAGGGCCAAGGAAGAAGAAAUGUGUCCAUCCCACCCGGGUGGCUGGCUUGUGUAAGAGCUGCCCUAGGCGUAAGGGGAAGCAGAUUCGAUGAAACUCGUGAGCGGGCAAGUGGCCGCUGCCGGAGUUUGAGAUAGCCUAUUUUGAAUUUGGAGAAUCCAAUGGAUUAAGCGGCGCCUGAUUUGAGACAUUCCCAAUUCAGAUGUCUCUUGAGCUUUUCGCGAGUGAAACCUCAAGGCAAAGCCAAAGUAGUUUUGACAGGUUUGAAUCGCCACAUAGAAAAGAAGUAUCCUUAGUGAUGUAGGGUCUGCAAUUUAGAGAAUCACUGCAGCUGAGCGGUUUUCUUCCACGUAUUUCAGUGACAUUAUGAGCCUAGAAUUGAUUUACAUAUUUACGUAUUUUACGUGGCCUUCCUGGAUUCACAUUCUUGUUUCGC
Cladocopium goreaui is the source of this 723-nucleotide messenger RNA. The record is from the annotation of a GenBank genome assembly. NCBI's taxonomy places the organism in Eukaryota, Dinophyceae, Suessiales, Symbiodiniaceae.